UAAUGAUGAUUAUCAUCGGAUCACACACAGAAGAGGAGUAUCAAGAAAGAAAGAAAUACUUUACCGUUAUCCCUUGCGCGAUUUUGCCGGCGUUUGAGACUUUUCACGUUCAACGGUCAUCUCUUUUUCUUUUAAACAUAUAAACGAAGUUACACGAGACUUGGUUCAAUGCCACCAAAGCCUCUCUCAUAAACCAACAGAAAACUCAUAAAGUCGUAACUUUCGAGAAACCACACUACGUUUUGAACAAUGUAAGCGCAUUCAGUGCAACUUAAUCAAUGUUAGAAACUUAAUCAAUGUCAGAAACCAGUUGUAACUUUAAGCUUUACGUUAAUCAAUGAUUACACGCAUGCUUUUCUCUUGGGCGAGCCUUUGAUUUUAAUGCUUUUUUAACAUAAAAAUAAAUCAUUAACUUCAUGUAAAGUUACGUUAGUGAUUACGUAAACGCGCGGAAUAGGUGUCCAAAUCUUCCUUUUGGAGUAAUAGUCUAGUCACAUUUAAAACGCACGAAACCUUUUUCCUGUGCAUUUACUUUUAUAAAGAACCAACAGCAAAUAACAUCAUCGGACAAUCUUUAACAAACAGCAACAACAAACAAAAAAACAGAAAAAUGUCGGAAUAUCUCUCCGAAGAACUAGCCCUCGAGAUUCUCGCGAGGCUAACCAUAAAGGAUCUUGCUCGAUUCAGAUGCGUCUGCAAGACAUGGAGAGACGUUAUCAACAGCCGUGGCUUUACCGAAAGGCACCGUGACGUUUCUCCGGUGAAGUUUGUGUCGUUUUACGACAAGGGUUUCUACUUGCUUGACAUGGAAGACAAGCAUCCGGUUAUAGAAACACCUCGUAAGCUUGAUUUCCCUUUGGAUCAUCAGUCGAUGAUCGAUGAAUCCACAUGUGUGCUUCAUUGUGAUGGGACGUUAUGCGUGACCUUAAAUAAUCACACUUUCUUGGUUUGGAAUCCAUCUUCCAAGCGGUUCAAGAUCGUACCAAAUCCCGGUAUAUAUCGAGAUUCAAAUAUCAUUGGUUUCGGUUACGAUCCGGUUUCCAACGAUUACAAAAUCGUAACGUUUAUCGACCAGGUUGAUUCUUCCACGGCGCAUGUUUUCGAAUUCACAACCGGUUCUUGGAGAGAGAGCGUACGGAUUCCUUGUCCUGAUUGGUAUUAUAGAGAGAGAAUAGGUACAUUCUUGGAUCAAUCCCUCUAUUGGAUUGCGUACCGGUCUAAUGUCGACCGGUUCAUCCUAUGCUUUAACCUCUCGACCAAUGAAUACCAGAAAUUAUCUCUCCCGGUUUACAAUCAAGGUGUCACGUGUUCUUGGAUAGGCGUUACAAGUCAGAAACUUUGCAUUACUGAGUAUGGACCAUGCGAGGAUAUUUGGAUUUCGGUUAUGGAGAAAACCGGGUCAUGGAACAAGAUUGCAAGCCUUUCAAUCUCGAAUUUGAUCUCUAUACAAGAUCAUAUAUGCGAUUAUCAAGUAGAGUUCGUGUCGUUUACGAAAAGGAACGAUAUUGUUGUAACAUUCAUUGGGUAUCAUCAUGAUGAUGGCGAGAUGGAAGCUGAAGAACGUGUGAAGAAAAAGGUAUUCUUAUACAAAACCGGUGACAAUACAUUUCAACAAAUCCGGUUCUGUAACUCUUUAGCCGGGUUUAGGUUUCUCAAUAAAUAUGUGGAAUCUCCUGUGAUUACUGAUCACAUAUUUAUUUGAGACAAAGAAAAUUUAACAUUGGAUCUGUGCUUAUUAUUUCGUUUAAAAAGUAAUAUUGCAUGCAAGAUUUUUUGUUUUUCAAAA
Molecule: messenger RNA, 1786 nt
Organism: Brassica napus (rape)
Lineage: Eukaryota; Viridiplantae; Streptophyta; Magnoliopsida; Brassicales; Brassicaceae
Product: putative F-box protein At3g16210
Exons: 1
Coding region: 611-1702 (363 amino acids)
Molecular function (GO): protein binding
Source: RefSeq, a predicted model, not a curated record